AUGGAAAAGUACGGGAUUAAAAAACCCGGACAGGCCGUCAAUUUCACGGACAUGAUUGCAAAAAUUCAGUACCGGGGUGGACUAAAUGUAACUGGAAAGUUGGACUAUGAGACCAAAAAGCUUUUUGUGCUACCACGAUGUGGCGUCCGGGAGCAAGAAGACGAGAACCAAAAGCACAGCUCACUUCCAUCAAGAGGAAGAAUUAAACGGUAUACUAAACAAGGGACAGAAUGGAAAAAAAGAGUAAGUGUAAUUUAAAUAGCUUUUUGGUGUACAAAGUGCGGUUUUUGUACACGUGGGGUUUAUGCGCCGAUCAAUUCGAAGCUGCAACACCCCAACCCACGGGUAUUUGACCGUCGUCCGUGCCCGGAGAAGGAAUACUUAAACGUUACUUGGCUCGGGUGGGAAAUUUGAAGUGGAAGUGUAUACAAGUGUUAUAUCUUCAAUUAUGCUGGAGUUUAAGAAUAAUACAUCCGCGCGCGAAUACCUUAGAACAAAUGGUCUACAAGGUCUAGUUUUUAAUGCCCGGUCAAUGUGUAGAAAGUAACAGUCGCUCAUUUUGCCUUUUCCAAGAAAGAUUGGGUGAGGCAUUUGAACAAACCAAUCUUCAAAAGGUUCAAAUACUCAGGGGGUUGCCCGGAGGGGGGAUAUUUAGGCUUCGAUUUGAUCGACUCGUUAUUUCCUCCAAUGAAGCCGUUUCCCUUAAUAGUAAAUAAUACUACACUAUUGAACCUGAACGUUGAACCUUCGCGACCAUUCACACUCUAACAGCAAAAGAAAACCAGAAAGAUACAAAAGAAACUGAAAAACGAAAAAAAGUCCCAAAGCAGUUAUAACUCGCGCAGUUUCAUGUUGUACAAGAAAUUUCUCCGACCUAGCGUUAUUUUGCGUUCUGUAAGAAAAUCCUUUCUCCCUUCCAAAACAGUACCUGGCAGGAAUAUCUCGAUAAGGGUUGGUGAUCUUAUAAUAAUGUGAAGGUUUAUCUAAACUGUAUAACAAAAGUAAUGUUUGCUCUUCUCUCUUUUAAAGAACCUUUCUUACCGUUUCUUGACACCCACAAAAGAUCUUCCUGUCGACGUCCAGAGAGACAUUCUUCGAAAAAUGAUCAAAAAAUGGGCAGACGUCAGCACCCUGACCGUCCGGGAGCAAACUGAUCCAUCAGUGCCUAAUGACGAUGUGGAGAUACUCAUUUCAUUUGUUGCAGGCUACCAUUUUGAUCCGUACCCCUUUGACGGCGUAGGAGGAACAUUAGCGCAUGCGUAUUACCCGCACAAUAACAGAGGUUAGUAUCAACACCUUCAAUCAAGGCUGUAUUUCGUCGAUUAAACGCAGUUCGUUUAAUAAGUCUUAUUGCCUCUUAUUAUCAGUUACCAGUGAUGGUGUAGAUUGGCAAGAAGCACCAUGCGUGCAAAUUCUUUUAUCAUUUAAUUCUCGAAUGAACCCGAUUUUUGGCAGACUCACUGCGGCGUUUAUUGGUAAUUUUGCUCCCAUCUAUGGAUUUCAUUCGAAAUCGGUGUUUAUUGAUAAUUCUCCUUCGAAAAAGGAUGUUAAUACGCUGGAGAAUGGGGUUUAAUAGUCAUUUUGCAUCCCUAUAUGGCCUUUAUUGAUAACUUUUUCCACCUCCGGUGGUCAAUCGAGGGAAGCGUAUUUGAAGGCUGCAUAAACCUGCUAAGAUAUAAAAUACUUUAGAGCUGUUUGGACACUGUAUCUAUGACGAAAUCUUUUAUUCCAUGGCUUGGCGAAAUGGAGUGUGUGUGAUUGUGGAUAUUUCGCUCUCACACGCAUGUAACUUUAACAGUUCUGAUACUAAUCUUGACAAGAAACGAUGAUUUUUCUUAAGUUUAUUUUCAAGCUGUCAUUUUAUAUCACCGUUUUUCAAAAGAUAAUUUCCCUCCUAGGCUUGUCCGGUGACGCUCAUUUUGAUGACGAUGAGCUGUUUACCACGGGAACACCAAAUGGCAUCAACCUAGACUGGGUGGCGGUUCACGAAUUUGGACACAGCAUGGGUCUGGAACACUCCAACGUACGAGAAUCCAUUAUGUACCCUUGGUACAAGGGUUAUUUUCCUAAUAUCGAGCUUACUGAGGAUGAUAUCCUUGGUAUACAAGACAUUUAUGGUAAGUGCCCCGGAGUAAAAGCACGAAACUCAACUCGCUCCUGUCUAUCCAGAAAUUGGGAUGCCUGGAUCAGAAACUCAUUCGGUGAAAAUUGUCCGGUAAUGGUGCCAUCGCGAUUACAAAUACUUUUACUCCAUCUUAUGCGUCAAGCAAGUAUCAUUAUUUGGGUUCGAUAGAUCGCUGCCUCAGUAAGCCUCUCAGUGACAAAGUGGUGGAGUAUCUGAGGCGGUUGGGGUAUACAAUAGGUUUGCCAAAAAACUGAGAGUUCCCAUUUUCUUACGGCGCGGCAAUUAAGUUUCACAUCUUCAUUGAAAAUUAUGCAAAUUUGUUUGUGGCCUAAAAAAUGGUUCCAAAUUUUUAUCUUCUCUUUGGUCAUUGAAAAUUAUGCAAAUUUGUUUGUGGCCUAAAAAAUGGUUCCAAAUUUUUAUCUUCUCUUUGGUCAUUAAUGAAUUGUAGAAAAGCCUAUUACAACGAUACGUUCUACUCAAACAAAUCCUCCGACAAUGCCCUUUUUGUGGAUUUUAUGUCUUCUUAUGAUACCCAUGAUUAUGAUACAUCAUGUGUGCAAAUGUUUAAACAUGCGACUGAUCAUUAUCGUUGAAUUCAUCUUGUAGGUAAACCACCAACCACAAGUCCCAACAACAACCACUCCUCCGACUACCACCGAAGCGACGACAACCACCCCUCCGACUACCACCGAAGCGACGACAACCACCCCUCCGACUACCACCGAAGCGACGACAACCACCCCUCCGACUACCACCGAAGCGACGACAACCACCCCUCCGACUACCACCGAAGCAACGACAACCACCCCUCCGACCACCACCGAAGCGACGACAACCACCUCUCCGACUACAACUGAAGCGACGACAACCAAGCUCCCUACAACGACGGAAGCGACGACACCUAAAGCAACAACGAUGGCCACGACUAAGCCCACGACCAAAGCAUUUACAGAGAAACCAACUACCCCUGGUAUACAACCAGUUCUUGAUAUUUGCAAAGUGUCGAAGUUUGACGCUUUCUUGAUGGGCACGGACGGUAGGACAUACGUGUUCAGUGGAGAAUAUUUUUGGUCGUUAUCUCCAGACCUCGAGAUUUAUCAGGGCCCAAUGAAGAUCAAAUCAAAAUGGAGGGAACUCCAGACACCAAUCAACAGCGUGUAUACCAAUUCUAACAGAAGGACUGUGUUUUUUAAAGGAAGCCUGUAAGUUUACUUUACUCAACUGUUGACCGCCACUAGCCCAAAAACUCUUGAUGCUGACUAAGUUAUUCACAUUUCUCCACCUUGGCGUAAGUUAAAUUGUAUUUCUUAUGAGUGCUCUAUGGCUUUCUUUUUUAAGGUAACGUUUCCAGCUUUUCUUAUUUCCAUUAGCCGUUGUAAUAAGUUUAUUUUAUUUAGGCGAAAAGCGUUCUUUAUCUUCAACUGCAUCGUUUUUAAUUUUGACAGAUACUGGAAGUAUUAUGGUUUCAUUCUCGAGGAAGGCCCCAGAGAGAUAACUCGCUUCGGCCUGCCUUCGUCACUGACUGAUCCUGAUGCAGCAUUUGUUUGGGGAGGCAAUGGCAAGACGUAUUUCUUCAAAGGGAAUAAUUACUGGCGAUACAACGAGUUCAAAAAUAUCGCAGACGAUAAUUAUCCAAGACCUAUUUCAGUUUGGGGUAAGGUAUCUUUACUUCGAAAAUUGACUGGUCUGUCAUUUCAAAUGUGUUUUACAUGAGGUAAACUGCGCUUGAUUGCUUGUGGAAAUAGAAUGUUUGCAUGCCUGAGCAACGUUACUCUGGUAGAGUUUAUACUCAUUUUCUUCAAGUCCUAAAAAAGAAGGGAAAAAGGAAGGGACUAAGUGAUAAAUUACCGUCUGGUAAAAGAGCUAUUGUUUCUCGACCGGAAUAACUGCAUAACUUGACCUUUUACAACCAUAAGAAAUUCGUCGUCAGAAAAUAGUAAACAGAAAUUAGAAGGGCGCGAUAAAAUUUGUAAGUUUUUCCGUCAAGAGGACCACUGACAAUAAAGAGAGGUAAAUUGACGAUUAUUCAAUAAAACUUGGAAAAAAUUGCCACAAGUUUGAGGAAAAAUUAAAACUUAAAACCGGAUGGAUAAAAUUUGCCGCCCUUUUACACACCUGUCAGUGUUUUUUCGUUUCGUCUGAUCGAUUGACUGAUUAUGGUCUCAUAUUAACUUCAAUUUCGCUCCGUCAACUAUCUCUUACUGGUCGACUGACUAGCCUGUGUGUGUUUUGAAUUUUAUUCAUUCAAAAAUUCAUAAAGAAACCGUCAUUCCAAUUUUACGUGUGUUGAUCCUGGCAGUGUGCUGGACGCUUCUUUCAUCUGAAACUAGAGAUACUGAUUUGCCUUUUGAUUAACAUUCAAGGUCUUCCUCACCAAGUGGACGCAGCCAUUACAUGGAAAGGAAAUCGCAGAACCUAUUUCUUCAGAAACAGCGAGUAUUGGAAGCUAGAUGAUGGCGCCCUUAGAAUGGUGUCUGGAUACCCGCGUAUUAUCGGCCCUGCUUGGAUGCGAUGCAUUGACAUAUAAACAGGUUGAAAAUGAGAAUUUAUUGUGAAUUUUCCCUUCACAACAAGGAAAGAACAAAAUUCUUAGAAUUUUAUGACCAUCGUUCAUACAAUUUAGAUAAGCCCGGUUAGUUUAAGCUUCAGUUACACAAGUAAGAAAUUAUUAUCACCAUUUUACUAUCUCUCUUAUUCUAUUAACAAGGAAUCAUUUGUUAUUGGCCAAGGAGAGGGAUACUUGUUGCGAAACCAGUCAAGCUCGGAAAACUUGCUGAAAUGAAAUUAAAGUUUCCGAGGCGCUCUGCAAAAUGUGUUUGAUGGGACGUAUCAUACAAAAAGAUAUCCGCCUUGAAAGAGUUUUACACUAGACAAGAUUCUACUUUUAAAAAACCGGCGCUUCAUCUUUUCGUGAAGUUGAAUGCCAGUUGAGCCCGCGAGAACUGCUAAAAUAUUCCAAUCGAGGGUUCAAGCCGCCAUACUGAAUUAAUUUAAACGUUCAAAGCUUGGAGCGAGUAAAACGUGUACUGGAGAGUGUACUGGGUUAGAGUGAGUUCGACAAAUCUUCUUCGAUUGAUCGAUUUGUUAAAGAAAAUCACAUCUGAAACCAUGUUUAUACUGAUAAAUAUUUCACGUCUCCCAACAGAUCAUCUAUUUUGAACCCCCCCCCACCCCCGAAGAAAAAUAGUAUCGCAUGCUUUGACUGCUACAUAAUCAACUUACAAGUAAAGAUGAGAAAAUAAACAUUUUCAAAUAAUCAAUUGCGGAUUGAUUUAUUGCUUGACUGAUCGACAUUUUCUUGUCCUUCAAUUGUCAUCAUCAUCAGCGAAAAGAGCUUGCGUAUCAUUCUUAAAGCCAAAAAGGGAACUGAAAAACCUCACGAAAACCUCACGAAAACAAGAAAGCACAACCCAGACAGUCAGAUUACUUAAAAGAGGAAUUUAUAUAAGGAAAGGGUAAAUUAAGGUCACGACCGAAUUUGAUUUUUUUAAAUACUAUGCUGUGUAUCUCAAACAACAUGUUGUGAACGUUUUCAGGCUCAAAUCGCAUAAACAAACAACGUCCAGCCUCAGCCCCUAAGUUGCACAUUCUUAUAAUAAAAUAAGAAAAACGAGUGUAUACUGCUAUGAAAUAAAGUUCGGAAAACGAUGGGUUUCUUGAACUAUUUGUGGCUCACAUUAAUAAUAAUAAUAAUAAUAAUAAUAAUUACUUUAUUUAAGGAGGGUAUAACACACAACAGUAAUUCAACUGAUGAACUAAUGGUCCUCGAUCUUAAAAGUACCGUAAUAAGAAUUGAAAUGUAUUCGAGGAUUAUAAAACUGGUCAAUUGAGAAUUAUAAAACUAGAUUAUAAAACUGGUCAUUGAGAAUUGAAUAACCUUGGAAUGGGUCAACUUGAUUGAUACAGGGGAAUGUUUGGAAUGUAAGUAGCACCCUACGGGACGACUUUCUUUGUAAAAAAAAAUGCCGAGACCACCAUCACGAUUUGUUUUCCUUGGAUCAAAUCAAACCAGUAUAAAGUCAAAAAGGAUCAACUUCGGCAGCUAUAUUUAGGAUUCUCAAAUAAUUCCCCUUUUGUUUGCAUUUGUACCAAGUAAGGUGAAGUUAGUUGUAGCAUUAGUCCUACUCAGGCGACAAGUGAGGUACGUACGUGAAUAGUAAAGAAAAAUUUUGACGUAAAUCACACCGUUUAGGCCAAAAUACGUCUCAGCUAUGCUAUGAUCCUCUUCAUUGACUAAAGGAAGGUCUGGGGCUGAAAAUGGGCUUCACAAAAAUAUUGUUCUAUAAACAGCCAUGCUCAAUGACCUUACGUUUGAUGCCGGAAAAGUCAUGCUGAAAUCGGCCUUCUAAAUAAGCUAUUUUGAUUUUGGUACCAGUAGAGUGAACAACGGAGAAAUAAUAGUAUACACGAAUACCCAUCCCUUCAGCCAUUUUGCUAAAUUGGCACUGCGUAUACAAAAGUUCCUUGAUGAUGCUUAUUCGUAACUGCCCAAUCCGAAAUAAAAUACGAAAAACACUUAAAAGGGGCGAUGAGGUUGAAAAUUGUUUAAGACAUCUCAGCAGUUAUUCAAUUACCUUCCAACUCUCAGUCUGUCCACCUUUUUAACUGUUUCAUGGAGAUUGUAACUUAACACUAAAAGCUCUGUCUUGCAGAUUUUUGGGAGCUAUUGACAUCCAAAGAAAUUAUUUGGUGGCUUAUUGAUUCCAGAUUGAUUUGCAUUGGUUUGCGUCGACCAGCCUCGAAGGUUGGUGACUUGCAGUUCAUACUGGUUGAUUUCGAUCAUCACUUCUAAUCGGAUUGCUCAUUUCCCCUCGCAACACUUGACCCAACAAAUCUCUGUUUACUGUCUUAGUAGAAUCGAGUAAUGAAUCAGUGAUGUUCCUCUGAGGGCCUCAAUGCUUUCAUGUCUUUGCACACGUGGUAAAAAACCACAGGCGGCAUAAUUACAUCCUGCUUCUGAGAUCGCUAUCGCUAGUAACCUAAGUACACAAGUAUCAAAGAACACCGGCCACGAGAGGGAAUAAUUUGUUUUUGAUUACAUAGAAAUUGAGUAUUAAGUAUCCUGGCUAAUUAAUUUCAAAUGCAAGUUUAAGUGCCCGAAGCUCUUUCGUGAAAACCUCUAAAUCUUAAUAAUCUCAUUCUGUCAUCGAGGCAAACUUUGUUUGCUUCAUUGUUUACUCUUUACAGACCGGACCUUAAGUCAAAGUUCAAGUUGGAUUUUUGCAUUUGUGCGCUUUGGUCAUGAGUUUCAAGAAGUCGUCGAUUCUUUCUAUAGAUCUGAGAUCUCCAUGGCAUUUACUCACAGUUGGUUUGUUAAUUAACUGUUGGUAUAGUGAAUGUACCUCAGCAGCGCCCCUUCCUUUCCCAGACUCAAGCAAACCGUCAGUAGCAGUCGUUGAUGCAGUGACACUUAAAGACGCCGAGGUAUUGUGACUUUUUACGCGCUUGUUUUUCCAAAUUCUGCAUCGCAUAUUCAUCACUGGGAUCAAACCAUUCUCUAAAAUAAUGACUGGGAAUCAACACCAAUAAAUAUCAAACUGUAAGCAAUACGCUUCAUUUCUUCCCCCUCCCUCUCCGUCCCGCAUAAGUAUCGGUUGUCUUCUUUGUAGUUAAUCUUACUAGCAUGGAGUUUGUGCAGUGUUGUUAUUUCAGUUACGUAUAGGGGUGCUCCUGUUUCGGUGGGGGAGUAUAACAAGAUUUUUUGGUUUUACCAACUGAGUUUAUAGAUUUACAUUGGUCACCAUAAAGAGUUUAUAAAGCUAACGUUUCGAGCGUUAGCCCUUCGUCAGAGCGAGUCCAGUUACAGCCGAGAAAAGGUACUUUCAAAUACGAAGAAAGGUAAAAAAAAACUCUUUUGCACCUCUGAGAACAUUACCUUUAUUCAUUGUAAGAAAAAAACUUUAACGUUGAAACAAAUCUUGCAUUUUCAUUGCUCUGAUGGUAGGAUAUUUGGUCCAUGCUAACUGUGAAUUUCUUUCCUUGCCAAAAGGAAUUUCCUUAACUGUGAUAAAUAUUCAAAUGUUUUCUUUAGUUUGGAGAAAGAUUUAUCAAAAUCUGUUGGCCUUGUAGUAUGCUUUACCAUUUUGACAAUGACUUGUUUGUUUUUCCAACGUCUGUAUCAUAUAUUCUUUUUGUUGUUUUGGGUAAGUUCUAAUCGCCCAUUGGGAAGGCAAGCAGACGCAUCUGUUGCCAAGACGUUCAUUGACAUAUCACCAAACGGAAGCUUCGCGAACUUUAAUUCUUGGGUUGUUUCCGAUUGGUAUCUUACUAAGGCAUCACAAAGCUUAUUGGGGUAGCACACGCCAAACACAGUAUACUCUGGGCAUUUAUUUAGAAUUUCUGUAAUGGAGAGGCAAGCAUCGCAACUAUUUUGGUCAACCUCCCCAGGACUCAUUUGCCACCAUGCUAUCAGUUAAAAAUUUCGGGAAUUGAUCUCCAACCGAAGUUGGCUAGUAAAAAAAUGAUUUUCGAACAUGUGUUGCGGACAUACCAACCAAUUUAUAGAUUUCCGUCCUCACAUAAUGCUAAGAAUUUAAUGAAGCAUUCUCUAUCUGGCCUAAGACUCUACCUCAUUAUUUAUUUUUAUGAUGUUAUAAUGACAUGAACGUUCAUUCAAAUUUCGAGGUGUUUGUUCAUCUUCUGCCUCCAAAAACAUACUGGAGUAAGUAACUUAAGACGACUUUGGCCUUUGAAAGAAAAACAUUGUUUUUCGUGCAAAUAUCACUUGAUUUCGGUAUCCUUUCAUCGAUCUCGAGUAGAAAUGCCAGUGCAGCUCUACCAAGUUCAGUUUUACGGCUAAAACACUUCCUAGAUGGGCUGUGAGGGCCUACUCUUCAUGAUCAAAAGGCGGUCUACUGUACAGAUGUUGCAGAUGAAGAAGGAUGAUAACCAUACCAUCACUCAAACUUUGGUUGAAUUACUUUGUUAUUUUCGCAACAGCCAUCUAAGAGAGGGAAGAAGUAAAUCCACCAAAAAUAUGUUUCAAGCUUAACAACUUGCUGUUUGGCUUUGCUGCCGACUAUUGCCUCGUUAUCCUACAUAACACUUUACCUCUAUCAUGAUCCUUCAUUUGUUUGCUCUUGAUUUUUUAACGGCCAGAUUCAUAGAAAUUUUCCUCGGUCUUUCCUCUAAUGCUUUUAUGUCCAUGAAUUCAAAUAUGUCUCAGUAUAUUACUCAGUGAAAGUUGAAAUUCCUUUGUCAGGAAUGGAUAAAAAAAUACAAGAUAUUAUCUGGGGUAGGACCGAGUGCGCCAACUCCUGGGCUCGAAAAAGGAAUUGCUUCAGUUCAGCGCAUGGCUGGAAUAAAUGUCACUGGAGAGUUGGACUUUGAGACCAAAAAGUUGUUCGUGAUUCCUAGAUGUGGAAACACAGGGGAAGCAAAUGAGUUAUCCCUCUAUGGUGAAGCAAGACAAAGAAGGAGAAAACGUGAUUCUACCGACGACUACCUUGCUGUAGUAUGUAAUAGACUAAAUGUGAGUGAAAAUGAGAAAUGAGAAAUGUGUGAAAACGCCAAAACAGUUCGUAAAGCCGACACUCAUGUAUAAACAGACAUUCUUAAUGAUAAUUUGUGACUUUCUGGUGAAGCUUAUUGUAUGAAGGUGGUUAGACCACUUUCGCACAAUUGAUAGGUUGGUAAGAUAAGUGGAUUUUGUGUGACAGAGCCAAAUUUAAGAGGAUCUGGUCAGCGUAAGAGAUUUAGCGACGGAAAUAGGUAUACACGAACAAAAUGAAAAAAUACCCUGUGUCACGCUUUGCUCAGUGGAGACGGGCGAAAAACGCACACGCAGAGGUUAAGCAUCCAAGCCCAGUUAAAAGGUGCAAUUGUUUGUGAACAGUUUUCAUUUGCACUGGUUGAACGUAAUCGGUGACUGAAUUGGUUAUGGUUCACUUCGCAUUGUUAGGAGUGUAGAAAAGGUGAAAGGAAGGAUCGCAGUUUUGUUGUCCGUUGUGAUGUGUACUUCAAUAAUAAAACAAAAUUUGCUCUUUCCGUAGAACUACAUUAUCAAGGAACCCUCAAAUCGCUUUCCUAGAGAUGCUCUAGAAGUACAAUUUCUAGGCAGAUUAAAAUUUGGCAAAAAAGGAUUCCUGGUGUAGCAAAGUGCCGUAAUCGGCGCUCGAGAAACGCAGAGAAGAGAGGGGAAAUAGAGAUAAGCUUUGUACAACCCAACAGCAGUGAUCAAUAUCCGUUUGAUGGAAAAGGAGGAACAUUUGGAGAGGUUUUUUUUUCAAAUGAUAGCAAAAGUAAGUUAAACACUUAGUGUUUAAACAAACUCUGAUUUGUUGUUCAUGUCUCAUGGAACAAAUAAGGUUGAAGACAGGAUCAGAUCUUCCAAGUUACCCGUAUUAAUAGCUGGUAGGAUGCGCUUGCCUUGCGAUUCUAAUUCAGUAACCAGUCACUAUACCAGCCGUCACUCCAAUCCUCUUCACCUCAAUGGUAAAGCAUACGAGACAUGAAUAAGAAAGUCGUGCGUUUUUUACUUUAAUAGGCUUACUUUGCAAAUUAAUUUACGCGCAUGUGCAAAGAAUUUUCUUUAACUGUCCUUAAUUUUUUAAGUUAAGGUAUAUUUUGAUGACAGCGAACCUUUCACCACAAAUACAAGCAGUGGCAUGAACUUGGACUGGGUGGCUCUACAUGAACUUGGCCACACCUUAGGUCUGAAACAUUCCAACGUACGUUACUCCGUCAUGUAUCCCUGGUACCAAGGUUACUUUCCGAAUCUCGAGCUUAGCCAGAGCGAUAUCGAUCAGUUGCAAGCCCUGUUUGGUAAGUAGUAAACUGAGUAUUCAGGAAGAGUUUAUCUCAGUUGAGGAUGGAGGGCUCCCCCAAUUAAGUGCAGUGAAACUACAUCGAAAUUAAUCAUAUAUCCACGAGUCAAAACAAAAGGGAAAAUACUUGAAUAAGGAUACCCAUAAAAAUGCGACUGAUUUUAGUUUUGUUUUGAUUGGUUGAGAAAAUGGCGAUAAAUUCUCUGACCAAUAACUAACGGUGCAUACUGAGUCAAAGUUAAUGCAAUCAAAUGAAAAGGUUAAGUUCCUAAAGAAACUGAGGUGCUGCGUCGGUGGGAGAGUAUAACAGGGUAAUUUCAUUUUACCAACUGAGUUGAUAACGUAAAUUGGCCACCGUAAAGAGUAAAGAGUAAAGAUUUUCAAAGCUGAGAUCAGGCAACCACUCGGAACUUCAGCUUGUAAACUCUUUACGGUAGCCAGUUUACGUUAUCAACUCCGUUGAUAGUACUUAAUUACCCUAAUGCAUUCUAAUUUUACGUUCUACUCUCGACUAAAAAAUUGGUUUAACCUUUAAAUCCCUAAGAGUGACUGGCAUCUAGUUUCUCCUAACACUAUUAUCCCUGAAUCAAGUAUUAAUAUUAUGAGAAUAUAGGAAACGAUCUUAAUCUCUGUCAGUACCUUAGGAAAUGUAUGUAGAACAGUGUAGAGAAUAUGCAUUCUUAUGCUGGAGUGUAAAGGGUUAUAAGCGGGAUAUGUUUCGUGUACAUUUCGUUCUUUGCGCGGUCUACAUUAGGAAAAUUAGUCACCUCAGCGUCGGUGAAAGUGGUGGAAAUGUAAAAAGUCCAUUUCUUUUCACUUCAAUUUCGGUGAAUAACUGUAAAAGAUUCUUAAGACUUUACCAAUAAAGAUUCAUGUAUGAUCGUUAUUUCAACAUUCAGGCAAACCAAGUCCGACAUCAAGACCACCUGCAAGGACCAAAGCUUUAGCAUUUACCGAAGUGACUACAAGUAAAGCCAGUGCAGCAUUAAUCACGGAUAAGGUUACUCACGCAGUAACUACCGCAGCAGAAACGGAGGAUACGACACUAACAGUCACAGAAACACCUUCAUCUUCUCCCUUUGUGGGGGAUAUCUGUAACAUGCAUAGGUUUGACUCUUUUAUGAUGGGCGCAGAUGGCAAGACGUACGUGUUUAGUGGAGAUUAUUUCUGGGUACUGUCAGCUUCUCUCAGUGUCGAAGAUGGCCCGCUAAAGGUAACAAGUAAAUGGAAAGAACUUGAAACACCCAUCAACAGCGCCUAUACCAAUCGAGACGGAAGGAUGGUAUUUUUCAAAGGAGGCAUGUAAGUAAUACGAUGAAACAUAUUCCUUUGAAAGAAACUAUGCGCAUUAAAGAUCGGGGUUGGGAAAAAAUCAAGAAAGAUAUUCAGUUAAAACUUGUCACCUUGCAUCGACGUGCAUGGAACUACACAGCAUUACAUUCUCCACUUUACUCCUUGAUCAUGACAACUUUGGUUUUAUUGUUGUCUUACUGCACAGAUACUGGAAAUAUUACGGUGACAUACUCGAAGAAGGUCCUGGUGACAUCCGUCAAAUUGGUCUGCCAUCGUCACUGAGUGAUCCUGAUGCGGCGUUUGUUUGGGGAGGCAAUAAAAAGACGUAUUUCUUCAAAGGGAACAACUACUGGCGAUAUAACGAGUUCAACAAAGCUGUGGAUAAAAAUUAUCCAAAGUCUAUAAUUGCUUGGGGUAAGAGAAAAUCACAAGACUUGAAUUGGUCCUUAUUGUUUAAUUUCUUGUCUGUUUCCUUUUCUCGACGGAUUGGGAAACAUUGCAACCUGAGUUUAUGAAGGACGCAAUAUAUGUUCACAGUUUUUCAAAAUUUUUUGCGAUGUUAGACUCGGCGCUUUCGAUAGUGCAUGUCGAAACAGAACAAGGGCCACUUUUCAUAUCCGAACCUGAUAACUUUGAACUUAGCUAAUUGCCUUGUAAGGUUUUCCGCAGUGGUAACAUGUGGGAGCUCGAUAACUGAAGGGUGUGGUGUUCUGUCGUCCCACGCUAGUCACAUAAACGAAUAACAACUUUCUUUAUUCGACGACCAAGUUCAGAAUUUACAAUCUUCUCAAUUUUUUCCAAUUCUCUCAAGUUUCAAACCAUCAAUUAUGGUUUGGAUACCGUUUAUGGACAAAGGUAGAAGGCUACCGUGCAAUGGGUUUUCAUUUAUUUAAUCUGUGUUUAACAUGACGUUUAAGGUUUGCCACACAACAUGGACUCUGUCAUGACCUGGAAUGGGAAUGAGAGGACAUAUUUCUUCAAAGAUGACGAGUAUUGGAGGCUUGAUGAUGGUUGGCUUGAGUUGGAAAGAGGAUAUCCUCGCAGCAUUACCCCAGUUUGGAUGAAAUGUGAAACAGGGUCACCAUAGAUGAUCCCACCCGUCGUCAAAUGUUCUUGAACAUGUACGGGAAAGAAGUAGUUUCUCAAGACACCAAUGUGCAGAAUAUUAGUUAAUUGGUAGAACAUUGGCCAUUUAAACUUCGUAAACCCUUAAAACCCUUUCCGC
Pocillopora meandrina is the source of this 13408-nucleotide messenger RNA. The record is from the annotation of a GenBank genome assembly. Lineage: Eukaryota; Metazoa; Cnidaria; Anthozoa; Scleractinia; Pocilloporidae.